GCUGCGGGGCUGCGUUUUCUCUGAGGAGGAGCGGGAAGAGGCGGGACUGGGUGAAGCAUCAUCGCAGUUGAUGUUAGACAUGCCGGCUCCCAAGUGGGUUCUUAGGUUAUCCUCUUCACUGGGCUGCUGGCACCGACCUAAAGAUCCCGGCAUGCAGCGGGGCCGCAGGGCCCCACGGGAGCCCAGAGCCGGCCGGAAGCAGCUCCUCCUCUGCGAGUUCUGCGUCCUGGCCGGCUUAAUCGAGGGCUAUUCAGCAACUAAGCUGUGAUGGCCGGGGCGUUUCCUACGUUUAAUCUCAGGAACUCCCAAGUCAAGCAUAGAAAACAGGACGAUGGAACUGGACUAGUCAGUGACGAGGAAAGGACCUGAUGGGAAUUCAAAAGAGGGAGUCGGUGUGUCCUCAGAUUUUUUUCACAAUUGAGAAAAGCCAAGGAAAUCAAGAUGUCUGUGGAUCCAAUGACCUAUGAGGCCCAGUUCUUCGGCUUCACACCACAAACUUGCAUGCUUAGGAUCUACAUUGCAUUUCAAGACUACCUGUUUGAAGUGAUGCAGGCUGUUGAACAAGUUAUUCUGAAGAAGCUGGAGAGCAUCCCAGACUGUGACAUUACCCCAGUCCAGAUUCGUAAAUGCACAGAGAAGUUUCUUUGCUUCAUGAAAGGACAUUUUGAUAACCUUUUUGGCAAAAUGGAGCAGCUAUUUUUGCAGUUGAUUUUGCGGAUUCCCCCAAACAUCUUGCUUCCUGAAGAUAAAUGUCAGGAGAUGAAUCCUUAUAGUGAGGAAGAAUUCCAGCUUCUCCAAAAAGAAAUAAAAGAGUUACAAGAGAAGUAUAAGACUGAAUUAUAUACUAAGCAAGCCCUUCUUACAGAAUUAGAAGAGCAAAAAAUAGUUGAGGCCAAACUCAAACAGACCUUGACUUUGUUUGAUGAGCUUGAAAAUGUUGGCAGAGAUCAUGGGACUAGUGAUUUUAGGGAGAGUUUGGUGUCCAUGAUCCAGAACUCUAGAAAACUCCAGAAUAUUCGAGACAAUGUAGAAAAGGAAAGCAAAAGACUGAAAAUAUCUUAAUUUCUGUGUGGUAAAAAGAGUCUGUCGAAAAGAUUUUCUUUGCUCACUCUCUUGAGUUCCACAUCUUACUUUUUUUUUUUCUUUUUUCUUUAAGUCCAUUCGCCAGUGUACUACCUUGAACUAGUCUUGGAAAAAUCUCUGUUCAUUAGAGACCUCAGGUAGUUGGGAAGGAAUUCUUAACAUAAUAAAGACUCAUUUGGCAGCAAGUUCAAAGAAGUGAAACUAUGACCAAAGAUAUAAAGCUGUACCUUUUGAGACCUUAAGCCUUUUGGCUUAAUACAGAAAGUCCCUGAUUUAUGAAUUAGUUCCGUUCUAGGAGAAUGUUUAAGUCAGAUUCACUUGUAAGUCUUGACAAAACGAGUCUUGACAAAAAAAACAACACUUUUGACAAAAAUAUACAAUGUAAAGCAUUAAAAACCCACAAAAAGAA
Messenger RNA from Chinchilla lanigera (long-tailed chinchilla), 1492 nucleotides. RefSeq names its product MIS12 kinetochore complex component (gene Mis12). NCBI's taxonomy places the organism in Eukaryota, Metazoa, Chordata, Mammalia, Rodentia, Chinchillidae. Gene Ontology annotation, cellular component: nucleus; chromosome, centromeric region. The transcript is spliced from 2 exons. Bases 442 to 1062 code for a protein of 206 amino acids. The record is from RefSeq and is a predicted model, not a curated record. Gene Ontology annotation, biological process: mitotic sister chromatid segregation; protein localization to kinetochore; kinetochore assembly.